UUCCGAUACAAUGGGUUCUCGUUUGUCUACCUUAUCUACCUCUUGCUCAUUCCUCUAUUCUCAGAACCAACAAAAGAAACAAUGCAAGGACAUACAGGGAGACUAUUAAAGUCUCUGUGCUUCACCAGUUUCUCCUUCCUGUUGCUGCACAUCAUUUUCCAUAUCACAUUGGCUAGCCUGGAAGCUCAACACCAUAUUGCACCUGGUUACAACUGCUCAACAUGGGAAAAGACAUUUCGGCAGAUUGGCUUUGAAAGCUUAAAGGGAGCUGAUGCCGGCAAUGGAAUCAGAGUGUUUGUGCCUGAUAUUGGGAUGUUCUUUGCUAGUCUGACCAUCUGGCUCGUCUGCAGAAACAUUGUUCAGAAACCAGUGACAGAAGAUGCAGCACAAUAUAACCUGGAAUUUGAAAAUGAAGAAUUGAAUGGAGGAGAAAAAAUAGAUUCAGAGGAGGCACUGAUAUAUGAAGAAGAUUUAGAUGGAAGAGAUGGUGUUGAAGGCGAUUUAGAAGAAAGCACAAAAUUAAAAUUGUUCCGCAGGCUUGCCUCUGUAGCAUCCAAGCUGAAAGAGUUUAUUGGCAACAUGAUAACCACUGCUGGGAAAGUUGUGGUGACAAUUCUACUUGGUUCAUCAGGUAUGAUGUUGCCAUCUUUGACCUCAUCUGUGUAUUUCUUUGUGUUUUUGGGUCUAUGCACCUGGUGGUCUUGGUGCCGGACUUUUGACCCAUUGCUCUUCAGCUGUCUAUGUGUUCUGCUGGCUAUUUUCACUGCUGGACACUUGAUUGGGCUUUACUUAUACCAGUUCCAAUUCUUUCAAGAAGCAGUUCCACCCAGUGACUACUAUGCAAGGUUAUUUGGUAUCAAAUCAGUCAUUCAGACAGACUGCUCCAGUACUUGGAAGAUCAUAGUAAACCCUGACCUGUCUUGGUACCACCAUGCCAACCCCAUCCUUCUCUUGGUGAUGUACUAUACUCUGGCCACCCUCAUCCGUAUCUGGCUACAAGAGCCCCUAGUGCAGGAUGAGGGGACCAAGGAAGAGGACAGAACCUUGGCUUGUAGCCCCAUCCAAAUCACGGCCGAGAGACGGAGAAGCCUGUGGUAUGCAACCCAUUACCCAACUGAUGAGCGAAAACUUUUAUCCAUGACCCAAGAUGACUACAAACCAUCUGAUGGUCUGCUGGUGACUGUGAAUGGCAAGCCGAUGGACUACCACGCCAUCCACCCACGGCUCCCAAGGGAGAAUGGCCCAGCCAAGGCUGACACGUACUCCACGCCUCAGUACCGUUGGGAGACCUCCACCGAGGCUGCAGAAAAGAAAGAAGAGAACAAAAAAGAAGAAUUUGAAGAGGAAAGGAGCUAUGAGGAAAAAAGAAGUGUUAAAGUUCACGCCAUGGUCUCUGUGUUCCAGUUUAUUAUGAAACAGAGUUACAUUUGUGCUCUUAUAGCUAUGAUGGCUUGGAGUAUUACCUACCACAGCUGGUUGACGUUUGUGUUGUUGAUUUGGUCCUGCACUCUUUGGAUGAUUCGCAACAGAAGAAAAUAUGCAAUGAUCAGUUCUCCAUUCAUGGUUGUUUAUGGGAAUCUAUUGCUGGUAUUGCAGUAUAUAUGGAGUUUUGAACUUCCUGAAAUUAAAAAAGUUCCAGGAUUUUUAGAAAAGAAAGAGCCAGGAGAACUUGCCUCAAAGAUUCUUUUCACUAUUACUUUUUGGCUACUCCUGAGGCAGCACCUUACAGAGCAAAAAGCUCUUCAACAAAAGGAAGUUCUUUUAUCUGAAGUCAAAAUUGACAGUCAGGAAAAUGAAGAAAAAGAGGAUGAGCUACAAGAUACAGAAGUGGAAGGGGAGUCCAAAGUGAAGGAGGAAGAAGAGGAAGCAAAGGAAGAGAAACAAGAAAGAAAAAAAGAAGAGGAAGAAGUAGAAGAAGAUGACCAGGACAUCAUGAAAGUGCUGGGAAAUUUGGUGGUGGCCAUGUUCAUUAAGUACUGGAUUUAUGUCUGUGGAGGAAUGUUCUUCUUUGUCAGCUUUGAGGGUAAAAUUGUAAUGUACAAAAUCAUCUACAUGGUGCUGUUCCUAUUCUGUGUGGCCUUGUAUCAGGUGCACUAUGAAUGGUGGAGGCGAAUUCUAAAAUACUUUUGGAUGUCCGUGGUUAUUUACACUAUGCUGGUGCUUAUCUUUAUCUAUACCUAUCAGUUUGAAAACUUCCCAGGACUGUGGCAAAAUAUGACUGGAUUGAAAAAAGAAAAGCUUGAGGAUCUUGGCUUAAAACAAUUUACUGUAGCUGAACUCUUUACUCGCAUAUUCAUCCCCACUUCCUUCCUGCUAGUGUGCAUUUUGCACCUCCACUACUUCCAUGACCGAUUCCUGGAACUCACAGACCUCAAAUCCAUUCCCAGAAAAGAAGACAACACCAUCUACAGACUGGCUCAUCCUGAAGGCAGCCUUCCUGACCUAGCCAUGAUGAACCUGACUGCCAGCCUGGAGAAGCAGGAAGGGAAGAGGGCAGAGGAUUCUGGAGAGGAGACACCAGAGGACAGCUCUGAGAACAUGGAGCAGGACAAACCUGGGAAAGAUAGUGAGGAGUCUGAGGAAGAUGACGAUGAAGAGGAGGACUCGGAGGAGGAGGAAGAAACAUCAGAUCUAAGGAACAAAUGGCACCUGGUGAUUGACCGCCUCACUGUGCUUUUCUUGAAGUUCCUGGAGUACUUUCACAAGCUGCAGGUGUUCAUGUGGUGGAUUUUGGAGCUGCACAUCAUCAAAAUUGUCUCAUCCUACAUUAUCUGGGUUACUGUGAAAGAGGUGUCUCUGUUCAACUAUGUAUUUUUGAUCUCUUGGGCUUUUGCUCUGCCAUAUGCCAAGCUGCGCCGUCUGGCUUCAAGUGUCUGCACUGUCUGGACAUGUGUGAUCAUUGUCUGCAAAAUGUUGUACCAGCUCCAAACCAUUAAGCCUGAGAACUUUUCUGUUAACUGUUCCUUGCCAAAUGAAAAUCAGACAAACAUAGAGCUCGACCAGUUGAACUCAUCGAUACUCUACAGCAGUCCCAUCGACCCCACAGAGUGGGUUGGCCUGAGGAAGUCUUCCCCAUUGCUUGUCUACCUGAGGAAUAAUCUCCUGAUGCUCGCCAUUCUGGCCUUUGAAGUUACAAUUUACCGACAUCAAGAAUACUACAGAAGUAGAAACAACCUUACAGCCCCAGUGUCUAAAACCAUCUUUCAUGACAUUACAAGACUACACUUAGAUGAUGGACUUAUUAAUUGUGCCAAAUAUUUCAUAAAUUACUUCUUCUACAAAUUUGGCUUAGAGACUUGUUUCCUAAUGUCAGUUAAUGUAAUCGGUCAGCGAAUGGAUUUCUACGCCAUGGUCCAUGCCUGCUGGCUGAUCGCUGUCUUGUAUCGACGCAGAAGAAAAGCCAUUGCCGAGAUCUGGCCCAAGUACUGUUGCUUUCUGGCAUGCAUCAUCACAUUCCAGUACUUCAUCUGUAUCGGCAUCCCACCUGCUCCCUGCAGAGAUUACCCAUGGCGAUUCAAGGGUGCCAGCUUCAAUAACAACAUCAUCAAGUGGCUCUACUUCCCUGACUUCAUUGUGCGGCCCAACCCUGUGUUUCUCGUCUAUGACUUCAUGCUGCUUCUGUGUGCCUCCCUACAACGGCAGAUUUUUGAAGAUGAAAAUAAGGCUGCGGUACGCAUCAUGGCAGGCGACAAUGUGGAGAUUUGCAUGAACCUCGAUGCAGCCUCAUUUAGCCAACAUAACCCAGUACCAGACUUCAUUCACUGCAGGUCUUACUUAGACAUGUCCAAAGUAAUCAUCUUCAGCUACCUCUUCUGGUUCGUCCUCACUAUCAUCUUCAUUACGGGAACGACCAGAAUCAGCAUAUUUUGUAUGGGUUACUUGGUGGCCUGUUUUUACUUCCUGCUUUUUGGGGGCGAUUUGCUGCUGAAACCUAUCAAGAGCAUCCUGCGCUAUUGGGACUGGCUGAUUGCUUACAACGUUUUUGUGAUCACCAUGAAAAAUAUACUAUCGAUUGGAGCAUGUGGAUACAUUGAAAGUUUGGUUCACAAUAGUUGCUGGUUGAUCCAGGCAUUCAGCUUGGCCUGCACAGUCAAAGGCUACAAAAUGCCUGAUGAAGACACAUCAUGUAAACUACCCAGUGGGGAGGCAGGAAUUAUUUGGGACAGCAUAUGUUUUGCCUUCCUUCUGCUGCAAAGAAGGGUGUUCAUGAGUUACUAUUUCCUACAUGUUGUGGCCGAUAUAAAAGCCUCACAGAUCCUGGCAUCACGAGGAGCUGAACUUUUCCAGGCCACAAUAGUAAAGGCUGUAAAAGCAAGAAUUGAGGAAGAGAAAAAGUCAAUGGACCAGCUCAAGAGACAGAUGGAUCGCAUCAAGGCCAGGCAACAGAAAUACAAAAAAGGUAAAGAGAGAAUGCUGAGCUUGACCCAGGAGUCGGGGGAAGGCCAGGACAUCCAAAAGCUCUCAGAAGAAGAUGAUGAAAGAGAAGCAGACAAACAGAAAGCCAAGGGCAAAAAAAAGCAGUGGUGGCGGCCUUGGGUUGAUCAUGCUUCCAUGGUCAGAAGUGGAGAUUAUUAUUUGUUUGAAACGGAUAGUGAAGAAGAGGAAGAGGAAGAAUUAAAAAAGGAAGAAGAAGAACCUCCAAGAAGGUCAGCAUUCCAGUUUGUUUAUCAAGCCUGGAUAACUGAUCCUAAAACAGCCCUCCGACAAAGACGCAAAGAGAAAAAAAGAUCCUCCAGAGAAGAACAGAAACGGCGGAGGAAGGGAUCUGGGGAAGGUCCUGUGGAAUGGGAACACCAAGAGGAUGAACCAGUCAAAAAGAAAUCUGAUGGACCAGAUAAUAUCAUCAAGAGGAUAUUUAAUAUUUUGAAAUUUACCUGGGUCCUGUUUCUGGCAACAGUGGAUAGUUUCACAACGUGGCUUAACUCCAUUUCAAGGGAACAUAUUGAUAUAUCCACAGUUCUGAGAAUUGAAAGAUGCAUGCUGACCAGAGAAAUUAAAAAGGGCAAUGUUCCAACUCGGGAGAGCAUCCACAUGUACUACCAGAACCACAUCAUGAACCUUUCCCGAGAGUCAGGCCUAGACACCCUUGAUAAACCCCCUGGUACUGCUGAAGGGUUGCAGGCAGCGCAAAGGAUGGACAGUCUAGAUUCUCAUGACAGUAUCUCCAGUGAGCCCACACAGUGCACCAUGCUGUACUCCCGCCAGGGCACCACAGAGACCAUUGAAGAAGUAGAGGCUGAGCAAGAAGAGGAGGUGGUGGGCCCAGUGCCUGAGCUUGAGGACACAGAUGAUGAAUAUGAGGCCGAGGAUGAGGUGGGAGUCGAGGAGGUCAACCUCACCCCUGACAUCGAGUUGCCGCAGUAUUCUACCAUGGAUGGGGAUGUGGAGGUGCCACCCUCCUACAGCAAGGCUGUCAGUUUUGAGCGCCUCUCCUUUGGCUCCCAGGAGGACUCCAUAGGCAAGAACCACAUGGUAGUCAGCCCUGAUGACAGCCGUACGGACAGACUGGAGUCAAGCAUCUUACCUCCCUUGACACAUGAGCUGACAGCCAGUGAGCUGCUUCUGAACAAGAUGUUUCAUGAUGAUGAACUGGAAGAGUCAGAAAAGUUCUAUAUUGGCCAGCCACGAUUCUUGCUGCUCUUUUAUGCCAUGUACAAUACUCUAGUGGCCCGCUCAGAAAUGGUGUGCUACUUUGUGAUCAUCCUCAAUCACAUGGUCUCUGCCUCCAUGAUCACCCUCGUGCUCCCCAUCUUGAUUUUCCUUUGGGCCAUGCUGUCUGUCCCUAGGCCCAGCAGACGGUUCUGGAUGAUGGCCAUUGUCUACACAGAGGUGGCAAUUGUGGUCAAAUAUUUCUUCCAAUUUGGAUUCUUUCCCUGGAACAAGAACUUGGAACUGAACAAAGACAAACCUUACCACCCACCAAAUAUCAUAGGAGUGGAAAAGAAGGAAGGCUACGUCCUUUAUGACCUCAUUCAGCUCCUGGCUCUGUUCUUCCAUCGAUCUAUUUUGAAGUGUCAUGGCUUAUGGGAUGAAGAUGAUAUCAUUGAGAGUGGCACUGAUAAGGAUGAGUCAGAAGAUGAACUCUCACUGAGUCAUGGCAGAAGGGACUCCUCUGACUCCCUGAAGUCCAUCAACCUGGCAGCCUCAGUGGAAUCAGUGCAUGUACACUUCCCAGAGCAGCAGACUGCCAUCCAGAGGAAGAACUCCAGCUGCAGCUCUCAGGCAUCCCAGAGGUCCAGCUUUUCCUCAAACAAGUCCAAAAGAGGCAGCACAAGUACCCGAAACAGCAGUCAAAAAGGAAGCAGUGUUUUGAGCAUUAAGCAAAAAAGCAAAAGGGAACUCUAUAUGGAAAAGCUUCAGGAACAUUUAAUAAAAGCAAAAGCAUUUACCAUAAAAAAGACUCUACAAAUAUAUGUACCCAUCAGGCAGUUCUUUUAUGACCUCAUCCACCCAGACUACAGCGCCGUGACAGACGUAUAUGUGCUCAUGUUCCUAGCAGACACUGUUGACUUCAUCAUCAUUGUCUUUGGCUUCUGGGCCUUUGGGAAACACUCAGCAGCAGCUGAUAUCACCUCUUCACUCUCAGAGGAUCAGGUCCCAGGGCCAUUCCUGGUGAUGGUUCUAAUUCAGUUUGGAACCAUGGUGGUGGAUCGGGCUCUCUACCUCAGGAAGACUGUGUUGGGAAAGGUCAUUUUCCAGGUCAUUCUUGUGUUUGGAAUCCACUUCUGGAUGUUCUUCAUCUUACCUGGUGUGACUGAGAGGAAAUUCAGCCAGAAUCUGGUUGCUCAGCUUUGGUAUUUUGUGAAAUGUGUUUAUUUUGGAUUAUCUGCCUACCAAAUACGGUGUGGCUAUCCAACACGAGUCCUUGGAAACUUCCUUACAAAGAGCUACAAUUACGUCAACCUCUUCUUAUUUCAAGGGUUCCGCCUUGUUCCAUUUUUAACUGAAUUGAGAGCUGUAAUGGACUGGGUGUGGACAGACACGACCCUGAGCCUUUCCAGCUGGAUUUGUGUGGAGGACAUUUAUGCUCACAUAUUCAUCCUGAAGUGUUGGCGAGAAUCAGAAAAAAGGUACCCUCAGCCUCGGGGACAGAAGAAGAAGAAGGUGGUAAAGUAUGGCAUGGGUGGCAUGAUCAUCGUCCUGCUGAUUUGCAUCGUAUGGUUUCCUCUUCUUUUCAUGUCCUUGAUCAAAUCUGUUGCUGGGGUGAUCAACCAGCCUCUGGAUGUCUCUGUCACAAUCACCCUGGGAGGAUAUCAGCCUAUUUUCACCAUGAGUGCUCAACAAAGCCAGCUGAAAGUUAUGGACCAGCAAAAGUUUAAUCAAUUUUUGCAUACUUUUUCUAAGGACACAGGUGCUAUGCAAUUUCUAGAAAAUUAUGAAAAAGAAGACAUAACAGUUGCAGAACUGGAAGGAAACUCAAAUUCUUUGUGGACCAUCAGCCCUCCCAGUAAGCAGAAAAUGAUACACGAACUCAUGGACCCCAGUAGUAGCUUCUCUGUUGUUUUUUCAUGGAGUAUUCAGAGAAAUAUGAGUCUGGGUGCAAAAGCAGAAAUAGCAACAGAUAAACUCUCUUUUCCUCUUAAAAAUAUUACUCGAGAGCACAUAGCUAAAAUGAUAGCUGGAAACAACACUGAAAGCUCAAAAACACCAGUGACUAUAGAAAAGAUCUACCCUUAUUAUGUGAAAGCACCUAGUGAUUCUAACUCAAAACCUAUAAAGCAACUUUUAUCUGAAAAUAAUUUCAUGAAUAUCACCAUCAUUUUGUCCAGAGACAAUACAACUGAAUCUAACAGUGAAUGGUGGGUUCUCAAUCUAACUGGAAAUAGAAUAUACAACCAGCAUGCUCAGGCCUUGGAGCUGGUGGUCUUCAAUGACAAAGUCAGCCCCCCCAGUCUUGGGUUCCUGGCUGGUUACGGUAUCAUGGGAUUAUAUGCUUCAGUUGUCCUUGUGAUUGGGAAGUUUGUCCGUGAAUUCUUCAGUGGGAUUUCUCACUCCAUCAUGUUUGAAGAGCUUCCAAAUGUGGAUCGAAUUUUGAAGUUGUGCACAGAUAUUUUUUUAGUUCGAGAGACAGGGGAACUGGAACUAGAGGAAGAUCUCUAUGCCAAAUUAAUAUUCCUGUACCGCUCUCCAGAAACAAUGAUCAAAUGGACUAGAGAAAAAACAGAUUGA
Molecule: messenger RNA, 8169 nt
Organism: Orycteropus afer afer
Lineage: Eukaryota; Metazoa; Chordata; Mammalia; Tubulidentata; Orycteropodidae
Source: RefSeq, a predicted model, not a curated record